GACAGUUUGACCUUCAAGUGCUCGCAACCUCCGUCAGUGAACGAUACCCCUGAAGCGUUGCCUUUUUAACUUGCCUUUUCCCCGUGCCGUCGUUUGAACGUAAGUGAUUCUUGAUGAUCUUACUGUCCUCCGACUAGUAUUAGUGUCAUUAAGUUUUCUACUUUGUAGGGUGUUUUUUGUCACAUCCCCUAAUUCAAUUGCUAAUCAACAGACACCUUUAGUAAGCGUUCGGUUUGUGGUAUCCUAAAUGGCCCAUACAACGCUGCCACAUUUAUCAAGCUGCUCUUGGCAUUAUUCUUUUUGAGAUGUAUUUUGUUGUGGAUGAAUCCAGGUAACCGAAAAUGGAAAUUAAGACGAACAUAUAGGAAAUAAAGUGACAGUUCUCUAAGUAAAAUAGAAGAAAAGUUGAAGGAAAAUGCGCCUUAAAUUCUCCUUUGUAGCCUGCUUUGGUGGACUAGUGAGACAUAAACAUUUCUGUCCCUGCGAAUUGUUGCUGAAUUUACAACUUAUUAUCUAUUUUUCUCGUACAUCUACUCUAAGUCUACUCACAAUUAUACACUUUCAGCCCAAAAUGUCUCCUACGUUUAUACCUGGCUAAAGACUUUUAUUUACAGGAAAAGAAAUCGUGGUCUGCCAACAGCUUAUGGAAAUCCGGUCGCUUGCCACAUUGUUGUUGCACGUUCAAUGUUUGAUUGUCAUCGACAAAGACCUAUAAAAAAAACCCAUGGUUGGCUAAACAUAUACCUACUGGUUACUGAACUUCCUGGCUUGGGAUUAAUUAACUAACCAAAAUAUUUGCUAUGAUCCACUUUCAUUUUUAAUAUUUUAACUGUCUCGUAGUGGUCGUCCGUUUUAAAUGUCACUUGAUAAAGAACUUUUACCGUAAAUUUGUUGGGUGAUGUAACUAUUUUAUUCUCCAACCUUUCAAAGCAACUUUAAAAGCGAAAUUUAAUCUCCAUACGCCUGCAAACCGCAUCACUAUGGAGCGUCUUACAUUAUUUCAUCUACGACGGGCCGACAGAACUAACGGACCUGAAACUAGAACUAUUAUAGAUCAAAUGGAAACAGAAAGCCUUGUUAGUAAAGCGUACUACGAGAAACUUUGUCAAUGGAAAGAUGAUGCACUUCGGUUGUUCAAAAUAAACCACAUAAAUUAUCUCAACAAGCGACUUUUCAAUCUGCCUAUGAGUUUUGAACAUUUAGAUGCAAGCCAACCGUGGUUGGCGUAUUGGAUUGUACAUGCUUUAAGACUGCUGAACUUUGUAAUCCCUGAAGAGACCUCGGUAAAAUUGAUAUCGUUUUUAGCAUCCUCUCAGCAUCCGGACGGUGGUUUUGGUGGCGGGCCUUACCAAUUUGCACAUCUUGCAACUUCAUAUGGUGCAGUUAAUUGUUUGGCUUCUUUAUGUCGUCGAGAUGCCCUAGAUAUUAUCAAUCGGGAUACACUGGCUGACUGGAUGCGGAAACUUCAUCAGCCAAACGGCUCAUUUUUAAUGCAUUUGGGAGGUGAAGCUGAUGUUCGAGGUGCCUACUGUGCCACAGCAGUUGCAAAACUUACUGGGUUGCUUAAAAAAUAUCCUGAUUUGUUUGAAUCGACUGCAGAGUGGGUGGCUAGUUGUCAGACGUAUGAAGGUGGUUUCGGCGGUCAACCUGGAUUGGAGGCUCAUGGUGGUUAUGCCUUCUGUGCGGUAGCAACGUUGUGCCUUUUGGGAAGGUCAGAUUUAAUUAAUUUACCUAAACUAUUGUAUUGGGUUAGCCAUCGUCAAAUGGCGACAGAAGGUGGUUUUCAGGGUAGAACAAAUAAGUUAGUGGACAGUUGCUACUCUUUUUGGCAAGGUGCUAUUUUCCCAAUUGUCGAAGAACUGUUAUGGCUGUCUGGCGACCCUGCGCUUAACGACAUUGAUACGUUGUUUAACCCUUCUGCCUUGCAAGAAUAUAUACUGCUCUGCUGCCAAAAGGUUUCUUACACUCGUCCAGGUCUGAGUGUGCAUGCAGAUGAUUCUUCUGGUGAAAAAUUGUCUUCAAAUAAAAAUUUCACGUCUGAAUACGAUGUAUCUACUUCUGAUGGUGGAUUAAUUGAUAAACCUGGAAAAAACCCUGAUGCGUAUCACACGUGUUACUCUUUAAGCGGAUUGAGCGUAGCACAACAUUCUCCUCGUUGCCGUGUUGAAUCACACCAAAAAUAUGAUCUUCCUCAUCCAUCACCUGCUGUCGAUGUAUUAGGUGAAGAAUUAGGUAAUGAACUGGUCGACUUAGACCCUAUCCAUAAUAUCAUGCAUGAUGGUUUAGCAUUUACUGUCACGUACUUUUCUGAGCUGGAUAAUGGUCAUUCACCAAAAGAUGCAGAGGAAUUAGCGUUGGCGGCAGCAGAAAAGUACUCUGUACCCGCAUUAUCAGUAUUCCAAAGACAGGAAAGUCCUACGGAGUUCCAUACUUAUGAUACCAGUGAUAAUGAAAUCACUGUUCCUCAGCAUUCUCAAUCAAUGAACACUUGUACAACGCCGUAGAUAUUUUAUAAGAUUGUGACGUGUGGGUGAGAAUGAUUGGUUGUAGAUAGUCUGACAGGCGUUAGAUAAGUUAUAUAUUUUCUUAUCGUUAUUAUUAUUAUCGAUUGUUGCUGGAUUGUGUCGGCUUGUUGUCGGUUUUUGGUGUAAAUAUAUUUACGUUUCAGUCAGACU
Schistosoma bovis is the source of this 2675-nucleotide messenger RNA. The record is from the annotation of a GenBank genome assembly. NCBI's taxonomy places the organism in Eukaryota, Metazoa, Platyhelminthes, Trematoda, Strigeidida, Schistosomatidae.